This is a messenger RNA of Protobothrops mucrosquamatus (brown spotted pit viper), 678 nucleotides long. RefSeq names its product clarin 3 (gene CLRN3). The record is from RefSeq and is a predicted model, not a curated record. Lineage: Eukaryota; Metazoa; Chordata; Lepidosauria; Squamata; Viperidae. Bases 1 to 678 code for a protein of 225 amino acids. The transcript is spliced from 3 exons.
AUGCCAUCCAGGAGAAAAACCUUGAUGUUCGCCUCUGCUUUUUUCACCAGCCUAUGCUCUUUUGUUAUAGUUUGCGUUGUGCUUGCAACUAAAAACUGGGUAUCAAGUGACAUUAUCAAUUCCAAAGAAAAUUCCAGUAUGAAGCUAAUAAUUACAUAUGGACUUUUUCAAGGAGUUUGCUCAGAUGUAUCUCCUGGAAUUAGUUCACCUCACACCAGUUUUCAAGUUGCAGGUGCUCUAGAAAAUGAUACUUUGAAGAUUUUCAACAGUGUAAUUAUAUUUCUGCUGGUUAUGACUAUGCUCAGUUCCUUCCUUAGUUCUGGAUUUACCUGUUACAAUGCCAUCAGCAACCCAUACCAAACAUUUUUGGGGCCUAUUGGAGUUUAUACUUGGAAUUCUGUGUCUUGCAUCUGCUGUCUCUUAAACCUAAUAUUGUUUGCAGUGAAUGUGGAAGUAAACAAACUGUCCUCGGAGCUGGCCAUCAAACAAUGCAAAGUUUCCACAGACUUUGAACAAACCAACUCAUAUGGAUAUUCAUACUGGAUCAUGCUUGCUAUAAUUGCCCUCAAUGCUACAACUAUUAUCAUCAUUGUUUUCUAUCAACGUGCAAAGUAUUCUAAGAAGAAGGAACGAGAGAGACCUUUGGACAGUGCACCCAAGGAUGGCAUUUUAUUUUAA